This is a messenger RNA of Calliphora vicina (urban bluebottle blowfly), 2622 nucleotides long. RefSeq lists its product as uncharacterized. Bases 1 to 2622 code for a protein of 873 amino acids. The record is from RefSeq and is a predicted model, not a curated record. NCBI's taxonomy places the organism in Eukaryota, Metazoa, Arthropoda, Insecta, Diptera, Calliphoridae. The transcript is spliced from 2 exons.
AUGGCUCCACCUGAUGACCAAAACCAUGAAGCUAGUGACGGUGAGCAAGAUGUUGCAAAACAAGAGCAAAAAAUUUGUCAACUUGAGGCGUUGAGAACGAGUACCAAAGGCAACAUCACCCGGAUGAAAACUUUGAUAUCCAAGAAGGGAAUGAGCUUAUCAUCGGAAGAACUCAAUUGUAGGCUGAGUAUGCUGGAAGAUUAUUUUAAGAAAAUAAUUAAAGUGCAAGAUGAAAUUGACAAGAUAAGUCAAAGUGGCGAAGUUGCUGGUAAUGAAACAAUAACAGCAGAAAUAGAGGACAUUUAUGUGGCCACAAAGUCUAAAAUAAUGUCUUUACUAUCAAAGAUGCAUCAUGCAGUUGCUGAUGUUAGCAUGAUGAAUACUACAGCAUCAUUUCCAGCAGUCCCUAGAGUUCGUCGGGAGGAUGAAAUGUUCGACAAUUGUGAACGAUUUUUAAUUUUGAAAGAGCAUUUGGGCUCCCGGCCACUGUCGGCGAUAGCAGAUUUUGAUGUCACUGAUGAUAAUUAUCCAAAGGCACUCGAUAGGCUGAAAGAGUGCUUCGAUAAGAAGGCUUUGAUGUUCGAGGAACAUAUUAAUUCACUGUUUGCUAUCCCGAAAUCAACAAAAUCUUCUGCAACUCAUCUGAGACAAGUGUUAGAUGCUGUAAAUGCACACUUGAGUGAUAUGCUGUCAUUGGGCGACUUCAAGGACGUCGCGAAUGCAAUGUUGAUCCAUAUGGUAAUGGAGAGAGUGGAUGUAGAUUCUCAAGUUAAGUGGGAGGAAUCAGUGGACUAUAGCAAACUGUCGUCAUGGGAUGAAUGUUCUGCUAUUUUGACAAGACGUUGUCAGAACCUUGAAGCUCGAGAAUCUAAGUUGGGUCAAGUAAACCCAAAAGCUGAAAAUUCUGAAAAAGGUUAUAAAAAGAAACGUUGCAACUAUACUGCACUUUCUGUUGCAAAAUCUAACUGUACAGUAUGUUAUGGCAGUGGCCACGAUUUGCAGGAUUGUAACAAAUUUAAAAAGAUGUCUAUCAAUGAGCGCUAUACUGCCGCACGAAAAGCAAAAAUAUGUUUUAGAUGUCUAAAAAGGGGACAUUUACAUAUAAAUUGUACUGCUGCGAAUUGUUGCAAAUGUAACAAACCUCACCAUCAACUUUUACAUAAAGAAUUCGGUUCAGAGGUGAAUGCAGAAAUCUCCAAUGAUUUGCCAACGACUUCAUAUCAAGGUACUGCUCAGGCAUCAGUGAUGAAUGUGACAGCUGAACUUGGUGCUUUUCUUGCAACUGCUAUUGUCAUGGUAAAAGGUGCUUCGAGUAAAUACCACCGGGCUCGUGCCAUAUUAGAUUCAGGUUCUCAAGUAAACCUGAUGUGUGAAAAUCUUGCUCAGAAGCUACAACUUCAAACAAAGCCCUGCAGACUGGAUGUAAAUGGGGUCGGAGAUGUUGCGACUGUAUUUAUGAAACAGACGAUGACUAAAAUUAAAUCAAGGAUAAAUGAAUUCGAAGUUGGUUUGGAAUUUUAUAUUUUACCAAAAAUUACAAGCUCAAAACCGGAUCAAUAUGUCGACGUAUCUGGUUGGAAUUUACCCAAAAAUAUAUCUCUUGCUGAUACAACGUUUAAUAUACCAUCGCGAAUAGAUAUAUUAAUUGGAGCUGAAAUCUUCUUCGAUUUGUUUUCAGUUGGUAAAAUUCAUCUUGUGAAUUCAUUGCCCGUACUUCAAAAAACCGUCCUAGGUUGGAUAGUUGCUGGUAAGACUAAAGAGUGCUUACUCCACGGAUAUAAACUGAACAACUUGUUGGUAAAUAGUGAAUAUUUGGAAGAUGAUUUAUAUAAUCUGGUUUCUAAUUUUUGGCAAAUUGAACAGAUAUCUUCUAAAUCAGAAUUUUUAACUGAAGAAGAGGAAAAAUGUGAGAGAAUUUUUAUGGAAACAGUAUAUAAGGAUGAUACUGGACGUUUCGUAGUUAAAAUUCCAUUCAAAUCAUCUGUGAACGAAUUAGGUAGUUCAUACCAUGCUGCUGAACGAAGAUUUUUGGCACUGGAACGAAAACUUUGCAAAGAUCCGUUAACAAGAGAAGGUUAUAAUAUGUUUAUGUGCGAGUACAUGUCCUUAGGUCACAUGACUGAGAUAAAAGAACAUAUUUCCAAAUUAAAAUAUUUUGCACCUCAACAGUAUGUGCUACGGCCUGAAUCUACAAGUACAAAACUUCGAGUUGUGUUCGAUUGCAGCUGUAAAACAGAUAGUGGUCUGUCACUCAAUGACGUCAUGAUGAAAGGUCCUCAAGUCCAAGAUGAUUUAUUAUCUAUAAUUCUGCGAUUUAGAUGUUACAAAUACGCAAUUACGGCAGAUGUAACAAAAAUGUACCGCCAGGCAUGGGUGACAGAUAAUGAUGCAAAUUAUCAAGCGAUUUUGUGGAGGUCUUCCCCUGAAGAGCAGUUAAAGGCAUAUCGAUUGCGGACCAUAACGUAUGGUACUACGUCUGCCCCCUAUUUGGCAACAAGGUGCUUAAAGAAAUUGGGUGAAGAUUAUGCAGUUGAAUAUCCGAUCGGAUCAAAAAAGAUUUUAUCCGAUUUCUAUAUGGAUGAUUUGAUCAGUGGAUCAAACGAUGAAAACGAAAUUUUUUAA